Messenger RNA from Plenodomus lingam JN3, 453 nucleotides. NCBI's taxonomy places the organism in Eukaryota, Fungi, Ascomycota, Dothideomycetes, Pleosporales, Leptosphaeriaceae. The record is from RefSeq and is a predicted model, not a curated record.
AUGAGGUACCUAGCAAAACCGGAGAUAUUCUCUGCGUGUGAGGACGGUCGACGAACCAUUCGGCGCUCACUCUACAUCAAUAAUUUCUCUUCCAAUGACCUGGAAGUAGUCAGAGUACAACAACUACAAUCCUCCUCCGAUGCAGCAAAUGGAUCCUUCAUCCAGGGUAGCAAAGGUGGUCAUGAUACCACAUCAUUGGAGGAGGACGAGAUCUGGCAAUUGGCUGAUCACCGACAGAAAACAGAAAACAGCUUCGAUACUCACGCGAGUCUACCCAACCCAUGCAUGCACAUGUCCAUUUCUCAACGCACACACCACAAAGCACACCACAACAUCCCAGCGAAUCGAUACGACAAGCGAGAAACACACUGCAGAAGCGCAAGGCUGGCAAGAACAAAAAGAGGGAAAAGCCAUUCGGGGGGUGGUGUUGAAAAAAGUAUCGAAAUGAUCUAA